Cuculus canorus (common cuckoo) is the source of this 9673-nucleotide messenger RNA. RefSeq names its product FAM161 centrosomal protein A (gene FAM161A). The coding region runs from base 118 to 2568 and encodes 816 amino acids. Lineage: Eukaryota; Metazoa; Chordata; Aves; Cuculiformes; Cuculidae. The transcript has 7 exons. Gene Ontology annotation, cellular component: cilium; photoreceptor connecting cilium; ciliary basal body. Gene Ontology annotation, biological process: cilium organization. The record is from RefSeq and is a predicted model, not a curated record.
AGCCGCGAUGCAGCCGGCCCGGCAGGGAGCGCUGCCUCCGUGCGCCGCCGCGGCGGGGCGAGGCCUCCCCUUCCGCCGCUCGGGCCGCCCUUUGCGGGGGCUUCGCUGCCGGCGGCGAUGGAGCCGGGGCACCGAGCGGCGCGGCUGGCGGCGUCCUGUCUGCGCGCCCCGCGCCACCCGCGCACCCGAGCGCCCGCCGCGCUCUACGAGCGGCGCCUGGCACAGGAUGGUUUUGAUUUGGAUUCAAAUACAAACAAAGAGAAGACCCUCUCUGUAAAUGGAGACUCUGACAAGUGGAUAGACUUUUCCAAAAUAUGCAGUUCAAAUCAAGAGUAUUACUUGAAGCUAGAAGAGUUGAAGAAUGCUCACUUGGAGACCAUGGCAAAAUUAGAAACUAUGUAUCGGAAUAAACUAUACUUAAGAGGAGUACAACCCUCGGACAAGAAAAAUGCCGCUUCUAAAAUUUGUUGUAGGCCGACUUGGGACAAGAGCUUGUAUCAACCUCUACAUUUGCACAAAUGCUUUUCAGACUCUGACUUAAGCGAUCCCUUAGGAUCAAGUAUAUCUGAUGGGACUGACUCAGAGUUAGCAUUUGAAGAGAAUAGCAGUGAAACUGGAUCAUCUGCAUUUGCUAAGCAACGGAUUGAAAAAAUGUGGGAUGGGUUCUCUGUGGAAGACUACAUCUUCCGCACCAAACACAGCUUACCAAGCUCACGAGCCUUCAGAAUGAUACGGAAGAAACAGAAAGCGUGGUCACCAAAAGUUACCGUGCCCAAGCCUUUCCAGAUGACUCUCAGAGAAGCUAAAAAAAAAGAACAGAAUGUCAAAUCAAAGUCACAGAUGGAAAUGGAAAAUAACUUGUUGAAGAAGCAGCUAGAGGAAGAAGCAGAGUGUCAGAAAAAAUUCCGAGCCAACCCAGUGCCCGCUGCUGUCUUCCUUCCACUCUACCAUGAAAUUGUACAACAAAAUGAAGAACGCAGGAAAUCUGUGAAAGAGAGAAGCAAACUCAAGCUGUUGGCUUCUCAGAAGCCAUUUAAAUUCAUUGAACGAGAGAAACGAAGGAAUGAAAUUAGGAAAAUGCAGCUAAAAGACCUUUCUGCACCUGAAAAGAAAACAAAACUGUUCAAAGCAAAACCAAUUCCUAAAUGUGUUUAUAGUCCAGCUGUUAAUGACAGGCUGAAGGAGGAAGAGCUCUACAGAGAAAUCAGGAUCAGAAUGAGAGCUGAAGAGUUGCUACGAAACUCGUCUGUACCCAACAGCAGGCUGGCUUUAACAAAUACCAAUAAAAGGAAGAAACACAACUGUAUUGAACCAAAGGAAACAGAACAUAAACCCAAGAUCAAAUCAAGCGUUCCAGAUUUUGACUUACUACACCAGAAAUUCCAGAAACGCCUCCUGCAACAAAAGCAAGUGAAACACCUUACAGUCUGCGAACCUUUCGAUCUUCGUACUACCUAUAUUCCCUCAAACAAGGGUAAGAUUUUGAAGGACAUUCAAGAGGAUGAAGAAAAGUUGAAAGAAACACGCUGGCCAUAUGCAUCUCCAAGACGUAAGCCUCAAAUGAGGCACACAAGCACAAAUUCACAUCUUUCAGGAUAUGCUGAAUCUAAAUCACCAAAAAUCACAGAAUCCACAAGACAACGGCUACAAGCCAUAAGGAAUUCACUUGAGGAAAAGAGAAAACUGGAAGAACAACAAAAAAGGAACAGAACAAAGCAGAAACAAAGAACAAAAAUACUCCAGAAAAUUGUAUCCACUCGGGCUGAGGCCAAUGACCCCCAUCAGAGCCUCGCUCAGAUGUCUAAAUCCAAAUUAAAAACAUUCAGGAAUUAUGAGAAACAGAGAAUGCAAGAAUAUUUGCAAGAGUUGCGAGAAAUGGAAGAAAGAGUAAAACAAAGGCCACUGCUUUUUGAAAGAGUCACUCAGAAAAAUGCGAGAAUAGCUGCAGAAAAGCAUUAUUCUAACAGACUGAGAGCGCUGGGGCUGUGCCCAGAGUUUGUUUUGAAGAAAGGUCAAACAACUAAAUCGCUACAAUGCUCCAGUGCUGAAGAUUCUAGUAACUCCACCAAUGCCAGAGAAAGAGUUAUCAAGGAUAAAGUGAAAGAAAGGGGAGUAUUUGAGGAAGCAGCUGACAGUAAUCCUGGGUCUGAGCAGUUCUGUGAGGAGGAAGAGGAAGAGAAGAGAAAAGAUGAAGAAGCCUUCACGCAGGAUGGCCAGUCCAGUGAAUCGGAGGGUGAGGAAGAGGCAAGAGCCAGCCCUCAGCCUUGCCAGGCAGGGGAGGCUGGGUCCAGUCCCACCUCUGAUCAGCACCGUGAAGAGGAUGAGGAUAAGAACGAGGAUGAGGAAGAUGAAGCAAAGGCACGCCUGCCUCUUGGCAGUUCCCAGGAGGAGGAGAAGGAGGAAGAGGAAGAUGGUAAUCACUCAAGACCCAGCUCUCAGUCUGACCAGUCCCGUGAGCAUGAAGAAGGUCAGUCUGACCCUGAAGCUGAGGGUUCCUUUGGGUACGAGGAUGAGGAAUAUGAAAGUGAUGAUUCAGAAGAGAAACCCAGUGAUGAUGAAGCUGACUGAAAGGAAGGCAGACAGAGCGGCCUGGGGCUCAGGAAUCCUAUUUCAUUGCUGGCAAUGAAAUACACAUAAAAGAAAAACUUGGGUUUUUGCUCCUGACUCAAAAUUCUGUGAAUUUAAAGUUCCUAGCUUAAAAGAUUUUUCCAACACAGAAAUGUUGUCUAUUUUUGGUAAGAAAGAUCAAGUUAUUAAUUUCCACCAAAAAAUUGCUUAAUUUUAUAUUAAUCGUCUUUGUUCUAGCCUUCUGUGACGUUAGUGCACCUCUUUUCAUAAAAUGAAGUGCAACAAGCAUAUAAUAGUAAUGUCUUGCAUGCUGUGUUGGUAAGUACUGAGGUCUUAACCUCAGGUUAACCAGCUCUUUCUGCAUGCUGGCAAACCCAGGUGAGAUUUUGAGUAGCAGUUUCCCAUUAUCAGGGCCUCCCAAUCUUGAACAUUCCAGUACUCCUGGGGUCUGUUCCUGCAGUAUCUUCUAUGACGGCAAUGAACAGACAAGGGUCUGUUGUGUAAGAUCUGUGAGUGUUUUUAGCAAAGCAGCUGCUAGGAAGACAAUUUAUGCAGUUAGACAAUCUGGGCAAAUUAAUCUGUUCAGUUCCUCCAUCCUCUUCCCAUGGGGGUUCGUCUCCUGCCCAGUUUAGUGAGCUGAAUUGCCUCAGUGAUGGGUCAGAUGAGUGACGGCCAGAAAAGAUUAUUACUUUUGGAGGAACCAAGCUGAUAUAUCAACUCAACUACAUUGUUCGGCUAAAAUAUUAACAGUAUUGAAGUCAUUGAAGGCUCUCGUUAUAGAGGAGAAAAUGCCUGAGAGGAGCCGCUUAAUCUUUCACAGAGAUUUUUGACACAGACAAGUAGUGUAGAAGAGUAAGUCAGCAGAAUAAUAUGUUAUGCUGCAUAACUUAUAUUACUGCCGAAUCAAGUCCCAAACCUGUUAUUUCAACUCCAUUUUGUUUUGAAGAGCUCUUCCAUGAUCAUGUAAAAUCAUUCUUCAUAACAUAGUAACAAGUACUGACAUUAAUCAUCAAAUUUCUUUAUUAAGAUGGUUAGCAUAUACUGUAAAGAGAGAAUCUUACUACAGCAGAUAAAAAUGCAGCCCAGCAAUUCUAGGUGCAUGCAAGUAUGUACGUUAGCACAUUUUCUUACAUGCUUGCUACUCUGGACUCGGCUACGCAAUAAGAAUGCAGAUGGAAGGUUGGGGUUUGGGUUUUUACUUCUUUAUAUCAGUUGUACUUUUUCCUGCUAUUAUUAGCUUUCUUGCUAACCUGUCCACAUAACAACAGACCACAAACAAGGAUUUCAAACAAGCUUUGCCAGGACAGAGCAUAACGCAACAUUACAUAGGGGUGUUCGGUGAAUAGUAAUACAUGUGUUAAAACUACCACAUUUGCAAAAUGAGGAUUUUUUUUUUCUUCCAUGCUGCAUGCAAGGGCACUAACUAAAUCUGUUAUAAUUUAAAUCUGGUUUUAUUUCUUCCUUCUGACUUUGAGAAACUGUGUAACAACAUUUGGAAGAUUUUUAAUCAUUAUUUAUUAUUUUUGAAGUGUGAGCAUAACUAAUAUGAAAUUGAAAAUUAUUUUUUUUACUGGAAUAAAAUAUCCAUUAUAUGUAUGUCAUACACAAAAAUAUUAAUCAUUACUUCACAAGGGAAAUCACGGUUCACAAUCUCUAGUUAGAUCUGACAACCCCACAGGACAAACUCAAGGUUGGUUUGCUUGUGCUUGUCAGUAAUCUAUUAAUUCUGGAGAGCUGUACAGUAUGUGUUGGAAUUCAUAGUCACCUAUUACUGAUAUUUCUGUCUUUAGUAAAUCAGAUUUUGUGAAAGAAGGCAGAGGAGCUCUAAAUUUUUUUUUCUCGUAAAGGUUAUUUGAAGAGGUUUCAAAUCAGAAGAAAUGCAAAUCAGUUUUUUAAGAUCUGACAGCAUUCAACUAAGUGAAGAAUAUAAAAUGUCUAAUUGUUGAACUAUUAAGAUAGGGACUAUAACUAUUACUGAAACUCCUUUGAACUGGAAGGAGUUAGCAAAAACAAUGCUUUUUUCCCAAGGUUUUAGAAGGAGGACUUGGGUACCUGUGUAUAACUGACACUGAGUUUUGCACUGAAUUAUUACUAUAUUAAGCUUAAUAAUAGCAGAAUUAAUGAACGUGGAUAAAUAUAACAAGGAAAAAUUAGUACAGCUUUUGGAGGUCCUGCCACAACUUUUUUAGCAUUUCUGAAGAAGCCAAGCAGCAUCAUGUCCAUGUCAGAAAUAUCCAAUUCAUGGAAUCAUAGAUGCAUGGAAUAGUUUGGGUUGGAAGGGACCUUCAAGAUCAUCUAGUUCCAACUCCCCUGCCAUAGGCAGGGGUAAUUGAUAGGGUUUACCUAGAUUUCCAGGAAGUAUUUGACACGAUUUGCUAUCAAAGGAUCUUAAAGAAACCAACAUUAUUGUAGGAAAAGAAAGGUCUUCAUGAAUUAGUAACUGAUUAAAAGUUCAGGAGGGAAAAGGUCAGUUUUCAGAGAAUAAAUGCAGUUAUCGGCAGACAUUUCAAUGACAUUCAGACUAUUCAGUACACUCAGAAGGAAUCCAUAGUAUCCACUCCAAAGAGUUUGCUGAGGCCAUAGUUAUUCACCGCUGUGAAAAAAUGAAACUGAGCACAAAGAACGUGCUGCAGGAUCUUAUGACAAUGAUAGAAGAGCAGAUACAGUUCAGUUUCAAUAAGUGCAAAUAAAUACAUGUGAGCAUUAAAAUAGUCCUGAACUAAAUAAUAAUAUGGGUUGAAAAAAGAAAUUCCAUCGUGAAUACUUGCAGUCCUGGUCCUCCCAUCUUAAAAGGGAUUUAUUGUGUAACUCAAAGAAGGCAACAAGAAUGAUCAAAGAUAAAUGGUUUUCAUAGGACAAGAAGGUAGUUUGGUUUUCAAAUGACAUUUUAUAGUUUCUUUAAACUGGAAAAGAUACAAGAGAUUGAACUUUGAGAUACUAAAGGAACUAGUUAUGGAAAUCACUUCGAGCAGCACAGAUUUUAAAAGCAGAAGAAUCAUGAAAUUUAAGUUAAAAAAAUAAAUCAGAAAUUGCAUUACAAAUAAGAGAGGAAGAAGUGUUCCAGUAAAGAAUUAAAUAGGAAAGAAAUAACAAAGAAAAAUCACAGAUGACAGAAGAGGAGUGGGGAUAGGUGGGGCAGGGUGAAUUAAACCUCAUGAAGGAAAGCAGACAGCAGUGAAGGCUUCUUCAGACAAAGAACAAGAGGCAUAGACACCAUGCUGUCACUUUUUUUUUUUUGCUUUUGGUCAGGAUGAUAAUUUAGAAUGUAGACAAAACAGGAAGAAGCUAACAGAAUAAUGGCCCUGAAAUGAAAAUUACUGUAUUUAAAUUAAAAAAAAAAAUCUCAACAUGAAAACCCAAAUCCAGGUGAAAGUUUUUGGUAAAUUACCAAGAUGCAGAGUAGUUCCGUAGGAAAGGAUAAUAGAGUAUGUAGUACUUUGUCAGAACUCAAAACAUUUUGAUGCAAUUAAUGUGGAGGGAAAAAAUAAUCUGGUUCACAAAAAUGAUAUAAUAGAAGGUAAGAAGCUCAUUAAAGGAGAAAUUAUAAUCAGUUAUGCUUUCAGGGAAGCUACUCUAGCAGGAGGGAGAUUAAUAGAAAUGUUUAUCACAAAUUAUUGAAUAUUCUGUCUUUAAUAUUUUAAUUGAUGUCCAAAGCAGAAAAGUAGAAACAUGUUCAAAAAUUUGCAAAGAAAAUUAAAAAGGUGUAUCCAUGAAAAGGAUUAAAAAUACCACAUGGGAAGAAGCGGAUAACUUUGCAUCUAAAUGCGGUAUUAAGAGUUUACAAGUGCAAGAAUAGCAUUUCUUUAAUGGGAAUUCACCUGAAAUUUAAGAAGAAAGACCCAGAUGACAUGUUGAGCAACAGAUAUUGAACUACAAAAUGUGAUCAUAAAAAAGGAGAUGGAAUUGAAGGAUGUGCCAGGCACAAUAUUUCCAGGAGAACUGGAAGAACCGUACUUGUAAGUCCACAAACACUGCACACCUCAUUCUGGGUUUUGAAGUGAUUCUCAUGGUACUGGAUGUGACCAAUAGCUUUGAUUGGAAAUUCUGCACUAACACCCACCCUCUGUGUACCUGCUCACAUCUGGCACAGAUGCCCACUGAGAGAAGCUGUAGCCACAUCCACCACGCUGGAUGAGGUUGAUGUUACAGGCAGUGUGAAGGGUCAGCAUCAUCACUCGGCUGCAAGGCACUGGCUUGCAAGUGUAUAUAAUUUGUAGGAGUUGCAUAUCCCAGGAGGGGGAUAUGGAUUCUGAUGUUUUGUGCUCAGUGCAUUUGUUAAGGGAAGACUCCGGUAUGUGCUGAACCCAGACUGAAAAUGGUCUUAGGGUCAUAUGACCUGUGGUGUAAGAGGACAGCUGCGUUUACUGAAGUUUAGAGACGUCCAAAAUGGUGUGCUUUUAGCAGUGGCAAAUUCCAUGGGAAAUGAAUACCGCUGCCAUGUAAAUUAAACAGGAGUACAAGGCCCCAGAGAGAGAGAAACAAAUAUUAUUUAAAGUUCCAGCCAGACGCUGUGGCCGUGUGGCUGUUCAGCAGCCACCCUCAUCUAACUUGCACUGAAUACAAUCCUAGAAAAUUAAAAUAUUGACAGAAUGUUACCUAAAGCCUAUUUAUAUGUAUUUCUAACUCUCUAUAUUUUAUAUAUUAUUAUAUAUAUGUGUAUGUUUUGAAGUAAGAAACCAGAAGUUUUGGAUAUUGUGUUUUUUUCUGGGUGCCAUGCAACACUGUGGUAUUUUCCUCAGGGAAAACAACAAUUUUGAAAGCUAACAUAAAAGUGUCACCCAAACACUUCUACAAAAAAAGCAUUUGCCAAAAGUGCAAUCCCCAUCUGGACUCUGGUGAGGCUCUGGGAGCAAGGGGAGUUGCUGCUGAGAGUUGCUCCAGGGAUGGGGCAUUCACAACUUCUCUGGGCAGCCUAUGUCAGUGCCUCACCACCCUCACAUGAAAACAUUUCUUCCUAAUAUCUGAUCUAACUCUCCCCUCUUUCAGCUCAAAGCCAUUCCCCCACAUCCUAUCCCUGCAAUCCCUUAUAAACAGCCCCUCCCCAGCUUUCCUGUGGGGCCUCCAUCUUUUGGUUUGCCUUCCAAAUUUACUUGCAUUUCUUAAGCCUUCUUUGUAUAGACCAUAGCACAUCCUCUAGAAACCACCUUCUCGUGUAUAUAGAUACCACAACAUCAUGCAGGAGGUUAAGUUCCCUUGUACUUUGAGUUAAAAAUCAUUACAUUGUUCCCCUUUACAGCUGCUCCAAAAGCAGAGAAUAACAAAAGAAUUCUAGUUCUUGAAGAAAAUGUUUAAAGUCAUCACUAUUUUGAAAUUAUUUCAUUAUAGUCUCAUUUAGAUUCCUCAGGCUCCUGGAAUGGCAGAAAGCAAAGUAUUUGUCUGAGCUUAACAGAUAAAAGGUACUCUAAAGAUCAAAAUGUGUAUUAAAAUUUAUUUCUAAAAGUAUGCUCAGCAGUUGCCCACAAAUUUAAGUCAAAUAUCAGUUUUGCACGCAGAAUAUAUUUGCCCAGGAAAACUAAAUAGUCCAUAAUUACGAGGUAUGGCAGCUGCAUGCUUACAAACAUUAAAUAUGGAGAUAAAAUUAGAAGGGGUUUGAUGUUUGUCCUCCUCAUCCUUCAGUGGAAUUUCACUCUUACAUCUCUGGUUGCAUAAUAUUUUCGUAAUUACUUGGCUUUAAGAAAAAAAAAGCCUGUGUGUAGUCCAGCAAAACUCAAAAUUUCUUCUUUCUUCAAUAGGAAUUUCAGGUAUUUGAGGAAUGCCAGAUCAGAACUAAGACUUAUAAUAGUAUAAGAAACAUUCCUGUCUCUACUGUAUAUGGAAAAAAACUAACAGUCCAGUGAAGACACAGAGAAAUCAGGGAUCACACGAGUAAAGCAAACUGCACAGAUACAAAGAAAGUUGUAGGACCUGAUGUAGUGCUUUAAAUGUUAAUUUUCUAUUAAGGAAUAACAGCAUUUAAGAGGCUUCCACUGUGCUAAGAGUGCACAAACACACAGAAAUAAAUCCCCAGUCCAGUUUUAGCAGGCAGCUCUGCAUACUUCAGAGGAAGUACAUCAUGUUUACUCAGAGUAAACCCUUUCAUAGACAACAUAGAGCAGCUUGCUUGUGCCCAGAGAACACAUGCUCUGUCCUACCCUAACCUUACUUUUCCUCCUUGUUUUUCACACCCUUUCAGUGAGUCAAAUUAACUCACUGAAAUAGACUAACCAAAAGGAGGGGAAGAGGUUGGAUGACUGGGACAAGCAGGUCUUCACCCUUUUAGUUCUGGCAGUUGUGAUCAGUGUUUCACCAAACUGCAUCCCAGGAUUAGCCACAUAAGAAAAUUCCCCACACCCAAGUUGUAGAACAGAAAAGACAAGGCAAAAAAAUACUGUUAUUUUCUGGUAAUUAAGAUUUUAAAUGAGACCAUAUUUAAUUUCAUUAACACAAAUCAUGCCAUGGAAACUAGUUGUUAACAAGACUAAACCCAAGUAUAUUUGCACUUAAACAGCUCAAACCUUCCUACUAAUAGCUAGGGCUUACUAACAUUACGCCAAACACUAACAACAGGCAGGUUAACAAGAAGAAGGUUAGUAAGAUUAAACAUGUUACUAGUUAACAAUAACUAACCACACUACUAACACAGCUAUGAAAUUCUAAUUGCAUAGAAAGAAUUGCUAUAGCCAUUCUGUUAUCACAUAAUUCAGAUCAUCACUCUCUUUUCAAACACAGCCUUACACGCUUACCCUCUCAUAUGCAGUAGGACUGCAAACUCUUACAUUGUUCUGCCACAAAGCCUUGGAUGGACUGUUUUUUUUUGAGGUGCCAAAAUGCAGCCCAGCCUCCUCUCUAAGACAGGUCAAACCCCUCUGAAAUUUAGAGAGGAAACAACACCCCCCUCGAAACACACCCUCGUUCCUCACAAAGGUGGAAGAGAGGAAAUGGACAGAGAAUAAGAGAUUGUCUAUUUCCCUCCACUCCUCAAAUCAGUUUAAGCUUUCCAAAUUUCUACAUAUUUUCACUCAGUUGACUUUCCUGAUCUGUUCCUUUGCCAGCCACACUGCUUGAGCCAUCACAAGGGAGAAAUGACAAUAAUGGCAAAGAGGGAAAAAAACAAUCUCUCAGAUAU